AUGGAUGACAAUAAUCUGGAGGGAAACCUUCCAAAGGAGCUUGGGUAUUUGGUCAAUCUGACAGACAUGGGUCAAAAAGUUGAGUUGUCGUAUCUUUGUCUUCCACCUGCGUACGUAAUUUAUUGCAGCUACAUGACAUCAAACAAGUUCAACGGAAGUAUUCCUGACACAUAUUCCAAUCUUGUCAAUCUAGAAACGUUUGCAAUUGGUGGAAACAAUUUGUCUGGUCCCAUACCUAAUUAUUUUGGAGAGUGGAUCAAACUCACCAAACUGAUUCUUCUAGGAAAUAAUUUCAACGGAAUUCUGCCUCCAAAAACUCUCACUCUACCAAAAUUAAGGACAUUGAUGAUCAGUGACGUAAGCAAUCCUGGAAUAUCUUUACCAGAAGAUAAAAAUAUAUCAGAAAGUUUGGCUUAUGUGGAUCUUUCGUACAAUGAUUUCAAUGUGAAAUGUGAAAACAUAAAAUGUUUGGGACUGGAAGAUGUAAACAUUGGUGGUGAGGAGGUAACAAUAGGAAAGGAUCAUUAUCAUAACGAUACCUCAACAGCAAGUUUUAAUCGAAGUCCAUCUGAGGAUUGGGCUUAUAGCUUUUCUGGAGACUACUUUUGGGCCACAAUCAAUAACAGUACUUUAGUAAGAAACUCAACGUGUGAAGUGUCUAGUCCUGAGGCAAAGUUACAAAACAAUUUUCGCCUUGCUCCAGUCUCUCUGACGUAUUAUGGGCUCUGCUUGCGUAAAGGCACGUACUUUGUGACACCUCAUUUUGCUGAAACAUUAUUUUCGAAGGAAGAAGAUAACAGCAGAGUUGGGAAACGCGUUUUUGAUGUAUAUAUUCAGAAACAAAACGUGAUGAAAGAUCUCAACAUAAAGGAAAUCCCUGGAGAACAAAAUGAAGAACGAAAGCUAAGAUUCCGCACCACAAUACAUGAUGGUUCGUUGGAGAUCCAGUUCUUCUGGGCUGGCAAAGGUUCUCUGUACAAUCCACCUGCUAUCAAUGGACCUCUCGUAUCAGCUAUUUCAGUCACCCGUGCUGUUGUUUUCUGUUUCCAAAGUUCCCAGAAAACUACAUCCUUGGGAAAUCGUGGUAAUUACAGUAAGCUGUAUUUUGUUUCUGCUGCUGCUGUUGGCCUUUAUGUGGAGAAUGGGCUGGAUAGGAGACAGAGAAUUACGCGGGGGCGUUCUGGGAUAGUAUACAAGGGUGAACUGCCGGGUCUUACUGUUGCAGUGAAGAAGCUGUUCUCUCGGUCAAAAGCAGUCGACGAAAUAGCACGAGAAGUUUAUGCCAAGAAGGUCUUAGACUUGAAACAUGAGAAUCUCGUUCCAUUGCUUGCUACUUACUCCAAAAAUCAACUACAUUUGCUAAUAUAUGAAUAUAUGGAACAUGGAUCACUUAAGCAGGCUUUGUUUGAUUCAAAUUCUACAGUGGAUCUUAAUUGGGAAAAUAGAUUUAAUAUCUGCUGGGGAAUAGCGAAGGGUUUGAAGCAUCUUCAUGAGAAGGAACCACAAAUAAUUCACAGAAAUAUCAAAUCCACUAAUAUUCUGCUGGGGAAUAGCGAACGGCUUGAUACCAAAUGUAAUGCCAAAAUAUCAGACUUUGGUUUGGCUAAGUUUUAUGAGGAGGAAAGUCAAUAUAAUAUCAUGCAAGCCGGAGGAGACGCGUAA
This is a messenger RNA of Dovyalis caffra, 1662 nucleotides long. NCBI's taxonomy places the organism in Eukaryota, Viridiplantae, Streptophyta, Magnoliopsida, Malpighiales, Salicaceae. The record is from the annotation of a GenBank genome assembly.